AUGUCUUUGACAGAGGUUUACGCGGCUGUACAGUCUGCCUGGGUUGAAGGCCGACUGGAAAAUGUCCUCCAGAGGCAGAAAGAACUUGCUGGAUUGCAUGCCGCACUGACACGCCAUCGAUCUGGCUUAGUCGCUGCGUUUUCCAAAGAUCUUGAGACUAUCGAAGAUGGCGCAUCGGUGGAGAUUGACCUCGCUCUCGAUGCAAUUAAGCAGCUUUACGACCAAUUGGAUUUCCCUUCCUCCCUGGAUCGGGAGAGGUCUGUUCAAGCUGGUCAGACCUCUCCCUUGAACUCUGUGGCGCUGGGUCCGGUCCUGAUUCAAGCGGCUUUGCCAUGCCCUCUUUCGUCAGCUAUUCUUCCUUUGGCGGCUGCCGUCGCCGCGGGAAGUUGUUGUGUGGUUCUUUUGUGCGUCGCAACGCCCGCGAUCAACCAAGUUCUCCACAACAUCAUCCAGAAUGGCAUGGACCAGGAGGCAAUUGGGCUUGUGGAUGUUUCUGUUCGUUCCGAAGAGUUAAAACACCUACGCUUUGAAUCAGCCGCCCUACAGGACUCAGAGACCACCGAAGACUUUGCCAAUGUGAUGCGGCAAAUAAACCCAGCCAUACGAAUUCACAUCCCCACCACCGGCCUCCCUGCGAUAUUUGUCGACCGCAGCACCUCAGAACUGGAGACAGUUGCAACCUGGCUAGAAAAAUCGAUCUUGAAUGGCUCUCGCCAGCAUUCUGGAUCGAUGCCUCGGGUCUGCUUUGUGGACGAAUUCGUGAUUGAACAGCUUACGUGGCUUGUGCAGCAACGACUCGACUGGGUAGGGAAGGCGCCGGCAUCCUCUGACCAGUCCACGGCAACAGAGAUUGCCGAUCUUCUGACAUCUACCUUCCCCUCUCUCAAAAAGAAGGGGCUGUCUGUCACCGCCGACAAGCUCUCUCGCCUGAUUGUGCUUCAGUCCACCGAUUCGAUUGAUCCAGAAACUAUUGGUCCGGUUGCAAGUCAGGUCACAAAGUCAUACCACGGCAUCUUGUUGAUUCCGACCACCAGUCUCGAUCACGGGAUUGACUUGUGGAACAAAGUGAACAAUGGCAUGCCUUCGCCGGCGAUCUAUGUGUUCGGCGGCGGGAAAGAAACCUGGUACCUCUCCCAGUUUAUUAACUCAGAGCAUUGCUUUGUAAAUUGCAUUCCUCCGCGAUCAUUUUGCAUGAUUGCACCCAGUUCAUCACACGAUACUUUCGCGCUGCCAUUCCGCCCAGACAACUUUUCACGCAAUAAAGUUAUCCUACAAGACUCCAACCUGAAUUACCAAGGAUCUCGUCAUGGUUACCUGAAUUUGAAGAAAAUUUCACAGCCAAAGGGCGGUCGGCUCUCGUAUUUUGAGCAAGGUCUGAUCGUGGGACUGAGCGUUACUGCUAUCGCUGCGUCAACCUUUGCAUUUACUAUCUUCAAGGGAUUGAAGCAGGUCUAUUAUUGA
This is a messenger RNA of Penicillium longicatenatum, 1461 nucleotides long. RefSeq lists its product as uncharacterized. Bases 1 to 1461 code for a protein of 486 amino acids. Gene Ontology annotation, cellular component: cytoplasm. The transcript has 5 exons. Lineage: Eukaryota; Fungi; Ascomycota; Eurotiomycetes; Eurotiales; Aspergillaceae. The record is from RefSeq and is a predicted model, not a curated record. Gene Ontology annotation, biological process: aldehyde metabolic process. Gene Ontology annotation, molecular function: aldehyde dehydrogenase (NAD+) activity.